Messenger RNA from Eutrema salsugineum, 432 nucleotides. RefSeq lists its product as uncharacterized. Bases 1 to 432 code for a protein of 143 amino acids. The transcript has a single exon. The record is from RefSeq and is a predicted model, not a curated record. NCBI's taxonomy places the organism in Eukaryota, Viridiplantae, Streptophyta, Magnoliopsida, Brassicales, Brassicaceae.
AUGUCGACUCAAGAAACAAAACAAGAUCAAAGAGAAGGAGCAGAGAUCUUCAAUGGAGGAUCAGUCUGCAAGCAAAAAGCCGACGAGAUCUUAUCGACCAUGAAUCUACCCAAAGGACUUCUCCCUUUGGACACAAUGACCGAGAUCGGUUUCAACAAGUCGACCGGUUAUUUCUGGAUCAAGAUGAAGAACAAGGUUCAGCACCGGUUUAAAGGCAUCGGAAAAACCGUGUCGUACGACUCGGAGGUUACUGCGUUCGUUGAGAACCGUCGGAUGCGUACGAUAACCGGAAUCAAGAGCAAGGAGCUUCUUAUUUGGUUUACUGUCUCUGAGAUUUUUGUUGAUGAACAAGAUCCGAAACAAAUCAGUUUUGCCAAUCCAACGGGAUUGGCACGUUCUUUUCUUGUCUCUGCUUUCGAAGAAGAGAAAUGA